This is a messenger RNA of Bicyclus anynana (squinting bush brown), 802 nucleotides long. Its product is annotated as TELO2-interacting protein 1 homolog. The transcript has 3 exons. Bases 67 to 489 code for a protein of 140 amino acids. NCBI's taxonomy places the organism in Eukaryota, Metazoa, Arthropoda, Insecta, Lepidoptera, Nymphalidae. The record is from RefSeq and is a predicted model, not a curated record.
GUGUUGCUCAGGGUGAAGGUCUGCCACUUCAGGGUGUGCGAGAGGUUGCUAGACUUGCUCCUCAAAAUGAUAUUCGACAAAAAUCGGCCAGGAAUGAUUGCUGACGUACCAGAGGAGCUCAAACUCUGCGUGGUACAAUGUUUAUCAACACUCAUGCUCAACGUGGACCACGAGACGAGGCUCAAAAUGUUGCAGGCCAAUGUCCCUUUGCUGGCACAAGCUAUAUUUGUUUCAGUACAUUUGGCCAAGUUAGAGAAGCUUAGAGCUUUAAGAUUAGCAGCACUGAACUGCCUAGCGGUGCUCACAGUGACACACCCCGAGCUAACAGAUGGUGUUGGUCACAUAACUGACCCCGCACUAGAGGAGGUGGUGGUGAGCAUGAUGGCCUGCAUUCUGCCGGGGGUGCUUGCUGCUCUGCAGGACGUGGCCAUGUGUACUGACAACCCAGGGCAUGCUGUUGUCGCGGUGAGUCACUGCAUUCCAAGUUAAAUGAGCCUCAAUAGCUCAACAAUACAGAGGUCAGACUCAUCACCGAGCGAUGGUGAUUCGAUUCCUGCUCCGUUGGACUAUUGUCGAUACCCACUCCUAAGACAGUCUUCCAACUAAAUGGAAUGGGAAUAUUGGUCAUAAUUAAAUGAUACGGCAAAUAUGCAUUAGAAUCUGUUGCAUACUUUUAAAAGAUUAAAUGAGCUACUUAUGUAAGGAGCUAAAGCUAUAACCAGACGACCUACACCAAAUGAUCCAAGCACAACAGCCAAUUACGGCCUAGCAUGAGAACGGCCCAGAAGGCAGAAGAAGAGAA